Molecule: messenger RNA, 567 nt
Organism: Naegleria fowleri
Lineage: Eukaryota; Heterolobosea; Eutetramitea; Acrasida; Naegleriidae
Exons: 3
Coding region: 1-567 (188 amino acids)
Source: RefSeq, a predicted model, not a curated record
AUGAACAACACCAGAUCGUUCACUUUCGUCUUGUUGCAAGCCUUGUUCGUGAUCGCAUUGAUGAGCCUCAUUCAGAGCUCGUACCAGCAAGAUCGCGGAGAAGCUGCAGUGGAUGCAGCAUUGAAGGUCUUGGAUUCCAUGGGAUGGCUCAAUUCUAAUACUCACUUGUUUUUCAAGAGAGUGGCUUUGUGUGAGAGCAAUUAUGGACAAGAUCCGAACACUUAUCGUUCAGGAUAUUAUGGAGGAAUUUGGCAAGUCGACAAUAUCGCUUUCAAGAAUACCCAAAUGCCUCAAUCACAUCCCAUUCUCAAUCAAAAGUAUGCUGAUUUGAAGAGCUAUCUUGGCAUUGAUUGGAAAACAGUCACAUGGAGCCAAUGUGUUAAAGCAGCGUACUCAUUGUUGGCAGCACGAUUGAAUAUGUAUACCAUUCCUGCAAGUAUCCCAACCUCAUUGUAUGAUCAAGCUGUAUAUUGGAAGACUUAUUACAACACCAAUCAAGGCAAGGGAACCGUACAAUACUUUAUUGACUGCUGCAAGAAUGGUGGUUUAGGAGAUGAUCAAGCUUAA